Molecule: messenger RNA, 609 nt
Organism: Pseudoliparis swirei
Lineage: Eukaryota; Metazoa; Chordata; Actinopteri; Perciformes; Liparidae
Product: cerebellar degeneration-related protein 2-like
Exons: 4
Coding region: 91-609 (172 amino acids)
Source: RefSeq, a predicted model, not a curated record
GCCGCUGAUCGCCGCGCGGUGCUCUCCUCCUUUCUCAUGUUUACAAAGCGGAUUCCUCCUGAAAGAGUGAGACUGAUUUGAACCGCGAAGAUGUUGACAGACAUGGUUGUGGAGCAAGAAUUUGAGAUCAAGGAGGAGGAACCGUGGUACGACAAGCAAGACCUUGAACAUGACCUGCAGCUGGCUGCCGAGCUCGGGAAGUCUCUGCUGGAGCGAAACCGGGAGCUGGAGCAAGGCCUGCAGCAGAUGUACUCCACCAACCAGGAGCAACUGCAGGAGAUCGAGUACCUGACGAAGCAGGUGGACCUCCUCCGGCAGGUCAACGACCAGCACGCUAAAGUGUACGAGCAGCUGGACGUGUCGGCCCGAGAGCUCGAGCACAGCAACCGCAAACUGGUGGUGGCCGGCCGGACGGCGCAGCAGAAGAUCCAGGGGCUGACGGAGACGGGGGAGCUGCUGCAGACGCAGGUGGAGGAGCUGCUGCAUCAGGUGGACGAGCUGAAGCUGAGUCCGUCUCGGGCCCAGAAGCGUCCGCACAGAGAGAAGUGGCCUCCUCGCAGCUCCCAGAGCGUCUCCUGCCUGAAGGAGCUGCAGAACACUCUGCGGUGA